UGUUACCCAGGAACACUGGUGUAGCAACAAGUGAAUGCUAUGACUCUGUUGUUUCACAAGAACAUGUAAAAACAUCCAGAGUGUAGAAAAAGUUCUUUUGUUUGGAGUCUAUCUCUUAGUUUCCCAACACAACUCUUGGCUAUGACAGCUGGGGAAUCCCAGGUGUUAUAGACUUAAAUAAUCUUUUAGUCCUGAUUCGAAUAGACCCAUCGGAUCCAUUACAUUUUAUGUGUUGAUUCACCAUUCAGUAAUUGAAUAAGUGGGUUUAAACUAACUGGGAAUAACCAACAAGAUAUGAGCUAUAGAGUAAUAGUUAAGCAUAUUUGCUUUGUUCAGCCCUUUAUGUAUUCCCAACUAUAGCUGAAUCAGUUUCAAAGAUCUUUGGGAAUGCUUUGACUAAGACUUCCUGCAUGGCAGGGGGUUGGACUGGAUGGCCCUUGUGGUCUCUUCCAACUCUAUGAUUCUAUGAUUCAAUUGUUGAAUGGUGAGUCAACAUGUACAUAAAUCUCAUUGAUUCAAUAGGUCUCCUCUAGUUAGGAACACCAAUAGAAUCCAAGUCCUCCUCCCUCCAAAUAACCUUUCCAGUCUUUGGGCUCUAUUCACAUAUGCUUUAGCCUAUUAAUUAUACUUCCUUGUCUGUUCUUUGUCAAAUUUUAGUAGGUCUACUAUGCCAGCAUUGGAAAUGUCACCCUUGGAAGGCCUGAGGAUGAUCACAGCAACGGAAGCCUUCAUUGCCACGGCUGUUUUCUUGUUGCUCUUCAUGAUGGUCAAGUCCUUCCGGAAUCGGAUCCCUGAGGGCCUGAAGAAGAUCCCUGGGCCGAUGGGUUACCCAGUGAUUGGCAACAUGUUGGAGUUGGGGAAGAAUCCUCACCUGAGUCUGACAAAGAUGAGAAAGAAAUACGGAGAUGUGAUGAUGAUACAUAUCGGCACCACCCCCGUGUUGGUGCUGAGUGGGUUGGAAACCUUACGCCAGGCCUUGAUACGGCAAGGAACUGAGUUCAUGGGACGUCCGGACCUUUACAGCUUCCAUUACAUAGUCAAUGGGCAGAGCCUGACUUUUGGCUAUGAUUCGGGGGAAGUGUGGCGAGUCCGGAGGAAAAUGGCCCAGAAUGCCUUGAAGACCUUUGCUGCCUCUCCCAGCCCUGUGUCCUCUUCCACUUACCUCCUAGAAGAGUAUGUAUCCAAAGAGACUAACUAUUUGAUCAAGAAGUUACAAGAGGUGAUGCUGGAGAAGAAGUCAUUAGAUCCCUUUCGGUACAUCGUCGUCUCUGUGGCCAAUGUGAUGUGUGGCAUGUGUUUCGGCAAGCGCUACAGCCACGACAGUGAGGAACUUCUCAGCAUUGUGAAUGAGAGUGAAAAGUUUGUGGAAGGGGCAGCCAGUGGAAACAUUGUGGAUUUCAUCCCACUGCUUCAAUAUCUUCCAAUCAACAACAUGAAGGUGUUUAUAGAAUUCAAUCAAAGGUUUGACGCUUUCCUGCUUAAGCGUGUCAAAGAACAUUAUGAGAGUUUCAGCAAGGUAAGGAGCUCAAGAAUAAGAAAGGCCUCUCCCUAUAUCAGGGUGGGCAAAAUACCAGGCAUGCCUUAGGAUGGGGUGGGCAAUUGUGGUGUGUCUGGUGUCCAAUAUUUCUACCCUGGAGCUCUCCAAAGGCCCUUCGAACUGCCAAAGAUGUGAAAAUAAAAAACAGCAUAGUAGCGAGAAGUCAGUUUCUAGGUUUGA
Molecule: messenger RNA, 1717 nt
Organism: Sceloporus undulatus (fence lizard)
Lineage: Eukaryota; Metazoa; Chordata; Lepidosauria; Squamata; Phrynosomatidae
Product: cytochrome P450 1A5-like
Exons: 2
Coding region: 668-1585 (305 amino acids)
Biological process (GO): hormone biosynthetic process; progesterone metabolic process
Molecular function (GO): oxidoreductase activity, acting on paired donors, with incorporation or reduction of molecular oxygen, reduced flavin or flavoprotein as one donor, and incorporation of one atom of oxygen; iron ion binding; steroid 17-alpha-monooxygenase activity
Source: RefSeq, a predicted model, not a curated record